Messenger RNA from Pichia membranifaciens NRRL Y-2026, 1302 nucleotides. RefSeq lists its product as hypothetical. Gene Ontology annotation, biological process: protein phosphorylation; cellular response to oxidative stress. Bases 1 to 1302 code for a protein of 433 amino acids. NCBI's taxonomy places the organism in Eukaryota, Fungi, Ascomycota, Pichiomycetes, Pichiales, Pichiaceae. The record is from RefSeq and is a predicted model, not a curated record. The transcript has 2 exons. Gene Ontology annotation, molecular function: ATP binding; calcium/calmodulin-dependent protein kinase activity.
AUGGGAUUACACGAUAUCUUGACAGAGCCCUUUGCGACGGCCUUCUCCAAGAAAAAAGAUUACGACUUCAAGGAGACUCUGGGGGCAGGGUCGUUCGGGACGGUCCGCAAGGCGAUCCAGAAGUCCACGGGCAGGGAGGUGGCCGUGAAGAUUAUCCUCAAAUCAAGGCUCCACGGCCACUUGGAGGUGGUAGAGCGGGAGGUGAACCUCCUCAGCUCGGUGAAACAUCCCCACAUUGUCGAGCUCAUUGACUCGUUCCAGACGAAACACAACUUCUACAUUGUCACUCAGUUGGCAACUGGCGGCGAGCUCUUUGAUCGCUUGAUCAAGAAGACAUCCUUUACGGAGUACGACGCAUGCGAAAUCAUCUUCCAGCUGCUGGACGCCAUCGCCUACCUGCAUGCACGCGGCAUCGCCCACCGGGACAUCAAGCCCGAAAAUGUGCUCUAUCUUUCGAUAGAGAACAACUCUCCGGUCGUUCUAGCUGACUUCGGUGUCUCCAAGCAAGUCAACGUCAACGCACACGAGAGGUUGACAGGCGUGGCCGGCUCCUUCGGCUACAUUGCCCCUGAAAUCUAUUCCGGAGAAGGUUACGGCGACUUGUAUGGGUUGGGCAAGGGCGGAUACACCCUCAGCUGCGACAUCUGGUCCCUGGGCGUCGUGGCAUACACCUUGAUUGGGGGUUACUCCCCUAUUCGUGCGCAGAACCCGCAGGACUUUUUGGACGAGGUCAGAACGAACAACUUUGUCGUUUUCCACGAAAAGUACUGGUCCGGGAUCUCCGAGGAGGCCAAGGACUUUAUCAUAAAAUCACUUGAUAUUGAUAACAGAAGAAGACCGUCAGCUAGUCAACUGCUGCAGCAUCCUUGGAUCCAGAAUCAUAUUCGCUACGGUGGGAAGGCCGCAGUCAACGAAAAGAACAUAAUCUCCAACAUACAGGAGGGUUUCAAUGCCCACGCCAGAUUACGCCGUGCUGUGCGGUUGAUUAUAAUGAAGAACAAGUUGGAGAAAUUAAGGCAGAUCCGUGCUGCUUCUGAUCCAAACCCUACCGACACCUCCUCGCUGGAAGAUGACGACACAGACGACUAUCUGUUCUGUGGCAACUCACAAGACUCCAAAAUUCUUGAGUCAUUUCACAACAUGAAGCUGCUGCCGGAGGACGAGGGAUCGAGAGAUAGCCAGCUUAAGGAGUUGGCCUCCACUUUCCAAAAUUUGGUACGUAUUGCUCAGGAUUCAAAGGAGCAAAUACGCCAGUACCAGGAGGAGGAGGAGAAAAAGGAGAAAACUUCUCAACCAGAGUGA